AUGGCGUUGAGCCUGCUACUCACCCUUGGGUGCCGAGUGCGCCAUGCCAAGGGCGGUGAGGGCAUCAUUCGCUUCAUUGGUGACACCGAUUUCCAGGAGGUGAGCAGCGCCGUGUCGCAGCGCCGUGCCCAGUUGGCCUGGCAUCACCGUUCGGCACUCAUUCAACUCGGUCUAUUUGAAAACUGGGUUGCCUGCAUCGUGAUACAGGGUGUUUGGGUUGGCAUCGAACUCGACGAACCCAAUGGCAAGAAUGAUGGCACGGUGAACGGCAAACAGUACUUUGAGGCGCCACCGCAGCACGGCCUCUUUGCUCGACCAGAUAAACUGGAGCUCCUUGCACCGUACGACCCGGCUGCGGAUAUGAUCAAAAUGACCGAGAUGCGCGAUGAAAACGAGCGUUUGACCCAACAGCUGGCAAGCCUGAAACAGGCCCUCGCAACACUCACCACGACAACGCAAAAACUUGAAGCAGAAAAAACGGAUUUGGUCCGCGCUCGUGAGGCCCAAGAAGCGCGCCUAAACUCGCAUGAAGUCGAAUCGGACCAAGCUUGUGCGGCUCUUGAGGCCAAUGAACAAGCUCUACAGCAACUUCAUCAGGAGCUGCAUGCUGCUCAACAGCAAAUGGCUGCUCUCGAACUUCGGCAACGCGAGCAAAAUUCCGUGCUCGGCAAGGCGCGCGCGCAGGCCCAAGCGGCGCUGGCUCAAUUGCGCGCGGACCAGACUCAACUGCGCCUCGACCUGGGUCCUUCCGGUGCCUUGCGCCAAGAAUGGGCGAGUUUUGUGCUUGAUCAGACCCCAACACUAGUCAAUCAGUUAGCGGAAUUUUGUCAUACAAGGACUCCCCCUGCGCCUACAACCUCGGCAACAGCCGACGCAAAACAGGCCGCCACUGAAAAGAACGCUCGUGCCGCCCAGGCAGCCGCGCAAGAUGAAUUGCAACAAAUGCAGAAUCGCGUGCAAGCCCUCGAGCGGGAGCUGCUGGACCAGGCAAACCAAGCCCGAGCCCGGCUGGCAGAAGCCGCUGCGAGCUCAGAAGGGGGCUUGCAAGAUGCUCUAGUUGAGGUAGAUGACUUGAAGCGGCAACUGGCAGCUCAGCGCUCGGCACGAUCCCGCGAUGCCCAAGCCGUCGAUCAACUUAAGGAGGCGCUCGUGCACAAGGUCGAUGCUACCACGACCCUUCUGUUGCAAACGCUGUCGCCUGUGGUUGCGCGAAAUGCCAAAUUGCUUGCUUCCGUGCAGGCCUUGGAGGCACGCGUGCGCGAGACACGCCAGCAAGCCAUGCGUGCUAACGAGACCCUGCGAGCCGCAGAACAAAGCCGCACGGAUCUCCAGCAGCAACUGGAGACCUUGAAGCAAGGCGCUGUCACAGCUGAUGAGGCGCACCGCGAGGCCACGGCUGGCCACACACGGCUGGCUCAGGAGCUGGAAGAAGCUACACAACGGCUCAAGGAUCAGAAGACCUCUUUCAACAAGGAACGCAGUAAGCUCUUGGAAAAUCUCCAAACGAGCAAGGCUGAUCUGGCCGCCGCCAAGGAUGAGCAGGCAGCACGCGAAGCCACCUGCAAACGCCUGGAGAAGGAAGUUCAAUCUUUGACUCAGGCUAAGAAAGAGCUGGAAGCACACGUGGCCGCGCAGCAGAAGGAGAGUCGGACGCGCAUCGACGCGCUCGAGUCGCAAGUACAUGAGAUCAGUGAUGAGCGUGAUGCGCUACGCCAGCAGGUCGCAUCGCUGCAAGCCAGUGUGGAUUCUGGUCGCUCCGAAAAGACGGCGCUUGAGAGCAAGUUUGCUGACCUAUUGCAGAAGCGAGAUCGUUUGGUGAGCCUGCAAGAAGAUUAUGAUCACGUCGUUGAGGAGUUGUCGACUUUUCGCGAGCAGGUAACGUGUGAGAGUAAUCUGCGACAAGAACGACUCACUGCUGUGGAGAAGGAGAAUGGCACACUCAAGACUGAAAUUGAAAAGCUGCGACGUGAGCACGACACGCAUCUGGUCCAGCAGAACCGCGAGCAUGCUGAAGCCAUGAAGACACAAGAGGCGGAGCACCAACAAAAGCUCAAGCAGUCCGAGGAGAAGGUGAAGAUGUUGGCGUCGCAGCUCAAGGCAACACUGGCCAAACUCAAGGAGCAGCAGGCAGCAGCAGCAGAAGAAACCCGAACGCACCAAGAAACGGUAGAAGCUCAUGCACAAGAGCUGAGCAACCGUGAUGCCGCUCUUUUGGAUCUGCAGGCACAGCUUAAGCAAGAAGCCGCAAGCGUGGCUGAGCGCGAGGCAGAUGUUACUUCGGCCAAGGCAGCGCUAGCGGAGCAGGCACAGCUUGUGGCGUCCAAAGAAGAAGAGAUAGCAGAGCUGAGCCAACAACUGGCAGAGGCGGUCACGCACAUCAGCACAACCAAAAUUCGCAUCGAGCAGCUGGAACAGUCCUUUGAGACAGUCUACCUUCGCCUGCAAACUGCUGUGGAGAAGGGCGCUGUUCCCCCCGUUGCGCCGGCGGAGAUCAAAGCGUUCAGUAGUGCCGUGGCGUCCCUGUCCCGGGACAUUGCCAUCAGUAUUCCCCGCGUGGUCAAGGUGCAGGGUGGGCAUCAGGCAUUUGAGAUUUACGUGACGGUCGGAACAGAUCAGUGGAUCAUUUAUCGACGCUACAGUGAGCUUCUGGCAUUUCAGCGUGAGAUUCGGAAGCAGUUCCCCAACGUUGAUCGUCUAGAGUUCCCUGCCAAGACGUUUGGCUCUGUAUCACCGGCCGUGACAGCAGAGCGUCGCAAAAAGCUGCAAACCUUCUUGCAAUCCAUUGUGGAAAUUGCCGUCGAGCUGGAAGGCACCCCAGUACAACAGGAACGAAGCAAGACGGCUCUGGUAUUGACCUUGCCCAUCUUUGCCGAAGACCGCUCCAGCAUGGCUGCUGUCACUGAUUUUGACGAUGAGGAGUUUGUUCAGGUGGAUUAG
Messenger RNA from Monosiga brevicollis MX1, 2937 nucleotides. RefSeq lists its product as uncharacterized. Gene Ontology annotation, molecular function: phosphatidylinositol binding. NCBI's taxonomy places the organism in Eukaryota, Choanoflagellata, Craspedida, Salpingoecidae. The record is from RefSeq and is a predicted model, not a curated record. Bases 1 to 2937 code for a protein of 978 amino acids. The transcript has 7 exons.